AGUCCCUCUCUGAUUCACUCUAUCGGCGUGUGUUUGAGGGGACGGGUAGUUGGAGUAAGGAGUCGCCGGGUGGUAGUGCAUUACGACCGUUUUUUUUGGGAAAGAGACGCCGCUGAAAAUUGCACCACAGACUGAAGGAACGGCCCCCGGUGACGACUUCUGUGAAAUUGUUCAACGCAGCGACUGCGCCACACGCUCAACCAACAAACGCAGCCAGGCUAUCAAAUGCUAGCCUGCUAGCAUCCCUGAAAACUGACGGGAUCAAGGUGUUGAUAGCUAGCCUCCCAGCUAAUUAUCCAUCAGCUAGCAUCCUCCUGCCGUAGCAUCAUUAGCUCGCUUCUCCUCCUCGCGCACGUCGAGACUUCACCAUCGCUCGUGGCGGUGCCUUUCAGGUCGCGAGCACCAAAUCCCACCUUCAGACAAAAACACACGAUUCCUCCUGACUGGCUGCUGCUGGAGACAGCGUCUGCGUUGCAUUAGUUGACACCAUCACACCCAUCUCCCCAACCCCUUCACCUCUGCCCCUCUUCCUCCACCCGAAACACUGGAAAUCCACAAGCGGCCGGAGAGCGGCGAAGGGCCGGCGAAGCUGGGGGUGGUAACGCUACCGGACUCGCAGGGAGUCAUAACGGCUACAGACAAGCACAGCCGUGGGGAUCUACCGACAAGUAUGGACGGGCUGGCCGUGGAAGUUCGCGGCUCGAAUGGGGCCUUCUAUAAGGGUUAUAUCAAAGAUGUCCACGAAGACUCACUCACAAUUGUAUUUGAAAACAACUGGCAGCCAGAGAGACAGUUGCCCUUCAGCGACGUGCGGUUGCCUCCUCCGGCCGACUACCACAAGGAAAUUGGUGAAGGAGAGGAGGUGGAGGUUUACUCCAGGGCCAACGAACAGGAGCCGUGCGGCUGGUGGCUGGCGCGGGUCAGAAUGAUGAAGGGAGAGUUUUACGUGAUUGAAUAUGCGGCUUGCGACGCCACGUACAACGAGAUCGUCACAUCGGAGCGCAUCAGGCCCCUCAACCCCAACAGCCCUUCCUCUCGAAACUCCUUCCACAAGGUCCCCAUCCCCAUCCCAGAAGACCUGAGGGACAUCUGUGCAAAUGACAACAUUCACAAAGACUUCAGGAAAGCUAUCGGAGCCAACUGCAUCUUCUACAGUGCCCAAACACACGAACUCAUUGUUCUGUCUACAAAUGAAACCACAGUAAAGCGUGCAACUCUUCUGAGUGACAUGCAUUUCCGCAGCAUCCGUACCAAGCUAAUGCUUAUGUCCCGUAAUGAAGAAGCCACCAAACAUCUGGAGACAAGUAAGCAGUUAGCAUCAGCAUACCAGGAAGAGGUGAGAGUCAGGGAGGACCUGAUGGGCCUCGCCAUCGGCUCCCAUGGUGCCAACAUCCAACAAGCAAGGAAGGUGCCUGGUGUUACAGCUAUCGAGUUGGAGGAGGAAAGCUGCACGUUCAGGAUUUAUGGAGAGACGCCAGAGGCAGUGAAACAGGCUAGAGAGUAUCUUGAGUUUAAAGAAGACUACUUUCAGGUACCCAGGAACCUUGUAGGCAAAGUCAUCGGCAAGAACGGCAAAGUCAUCCAGGAGAUUGUAGACAAGUCGGGCGUGGUCCGCGUCAGGAUCGAGGGAGACAACGACAAAAAGCUUCCCCGGGAGGAGGUAGGCAGGCAGGGGGCAGGCAGGGACGACACUGCCGGCGGCAAAGAGGGCAUGGUUCCCUUCGUGUUUGUCGGAACUAAGGAGAACAUCAGCAACGCUCAAGCCCUGUUGGAAUACCAUGUGUCCUAUCUCCAGGAGGUGGAGCAGCUGCGCCUCGAGCGUCUCCAGAUUGACGAGCAGCUCCGUCAGAUCGGGGUUGGGUAUCGCGCUCCCCCAAGCCGAACUGGGGGCCCCGGGGUUGACCGGGAGAAAGGCUACCUGACAGACGAAAGCAGCAACUCGCUCCACACUUCUCGUACCUACGGGGGCCGCGGCAGAGGACGCAGGGCCUCCAACAGCCAGUACUCUGGAUAUGGCACAAACUCUGAACUGUCCAACGCUUCCGAGUCGGAGGAUGUCAACGAGCGAGACCAGAGGCCCCGCGGCAUAGGCAGCGAUGAGAGGGGCUCCCGACGAGGCGGCAGGGGCCGAGGCACCAACUCGGGCAGAGGACGUGGAGGGCCGGCAUCCAAGCCUUCCAACUCCAUCAGCUCAGUGCUGAGGGACCCAGACAGUAACCCGUACUCCCUGCUGGAGGGUGAGGGCGAGCUGGCUGACGCAGACCUCAGCGAAGGCAUGGGAGACCGCCGCAGACGGUCCAGACGCCGCCGCAACGACCAGGAGCCGAGCGUGAUGGAUGCUGCCGGAGAGUCAGACAGCCAGGCGGGCCCCAGUGAGAACGGACUGGAUGAAGAAGCCCGACCUCAGCGCCGCAACCGAAGCCGCCGCCGCCGUAACCGUGGCAACCGCCCAGAGGGAGGUUCAACCAGCCGUGACAGACAGCCAGCUGAAAGUGUGACUGUUGCUGACUACAUAUCCCGUGCUGAGUCCCAGAGCAGACAGAACCUGCCCCAGAAGGAAAACCACACUGGCCCUGAACCCAAGGAGAACGGCACCAGUGCCAAGAAGGAUGAGCGAACGCCCACCCAGCGUUCCCCCAGCAAGAGCAUGACCUCGGCCAGCGAGACCCUGACCCUGGUCAACGGGGUCUCAUAAAGAGACGACCCCGCCCCUCGCGAACCCAAGUCUAGAGCAAGACUCCAUGGCAAACUCUGUCCCUGCUUGCAUUAACUUAAACCUUAAACAGAUGAGUGAAAAGUACCUGACAAAAUACCUGAAUUCAUACUAUGAGAGUGAAAAAGUACAAAAAAACGACAAACGCAUCUACUUAAAAACACACGUUAACGGUGUAUGCUAUCCUAUCUAUCAGUACUUAGUGCUUAUUUAAAAAAAAAAAACAAAAAAACAACUAGCUUGCCAAAAAAGAGCUGGUGGAUAUGACUUGAUUUUUAAAAAUACUGAAACACGAGAAACAGGACGAGACUUUUUUUGUUGUUUUCGAAAUGGUUGUCUUUAUUUGUGUCUUCUUUUUUUUUUUUUUUUUUGUUAAUGUUUAUUUUGUUCAUUGUUUAUCACUGGUUUGGACUUGGCGGUCGCUCUCUCAACCAAAACAGACGCGUCUCUUAACAGUGUUAAAAGUACAGACAAGAGAGAUGUAAGCUGUAGGGAGCGGCGUAUGAGCAGACAGUCCAAUAGCUUAUGUGACGCGAUGUUCGCACACUGAACCUGGGAGUGAAGACAGAAAGACAGACAGACAGACAGAUUGGAAUAUUGAUAGACAUUGUGCCUUGAAUUUGAAAAAAAAAAAAAAAAAAACAAAUAAAAAAAAAAACACUUGA
Molecule: messenger RNA, 3378 nt
Organism: Stegastes partitus (bicolor damselfish)
Lineage: Eukaryota; Metazoa; Chordata; Actinopteri; Pomacentridae
Gene: fxr2
Product: FMR1 autosomal homolog 2
Exons: 17
Coding region: 671-2695 (674 amino acids)
Biological process (GO): mRNA transport; regulation of mRNA stability; animal organ development
Cellular component (GO): neuron projection; nucleus; cytoplasmic stress granule
Molecular function (GO): mRNA 3'-UTR binding; translation regulator activity
Source: RefSeq, a predicted model, not a curated record